ACGAAAAAAGAGCUAUCUUUGGAAGAAGAAUUUGGUCUGAUGGAUAAUCCUGAUGAGGCUCAGAUCGAUCCCGAGGUACGGGCACGGUUUCAAUCAGCCUCAGCCUAUCUGCCAAGCAUCGUGGGACGACUUGAGCGAAGUCAUCUAACACAAUUUUAUGCACUUUAUAAACAAGCAACUGCUGGACCAGCAAAACCUGCCGAACGGCCUUCAUUUUUCGAUGCUAAAGGAAGAAUGAAGUAUGAGGCAUGGGCUCAGCUAGGCGACAUGCCAAGAGAUGUAGCUAUGAAGACGUAA
Molecule: messenger RNA, 297 nt
Organism: Strongylus vulgaris
Lineage: Eukaryota; Metazoa; Nematoda; Chromadorea; Rhabditida; Strongylidae
Source: the annotation of a GenBank genome assembly